Molecule: messenger RNA, 5689 nt
Organism: Neodiprion fabricii
Lineage: Eukaryota; Metazoa; Arthropoda; Insecta; Hymenoptera; Diprionidae
Product: kinesin-like protein KIF20A
Exons: 16
Coding region: 207-4748 (1513 amino acids)
Biological process (GO): microtubule-based movement; mitotic spindle assembly
Cellular component (GO): nucleus; spindle microtubule
Molecular function (GO): plus-end-directed microtubule motor activity; microtubule binding; ATP binding
Source: RefSeq, a predicted model, not a curated record
UUGAAGUAUUGCAUAUGGCGAUACGUUCUAGUAAACGAGUUGACGGUUAAAUGUCGCGGAAUGGAUUGUACUUGUUUUGAUGAUAUUCAGGUCCGAAUGUGAUAGAUUGUGAAAAGUUUUCGGUCUCACCUUCACUCACAUACCAAUGAUCGCACAUAACCAGCAACGAAUUCACACCAAUCCCCGUAUAUUCGUCGUUUGAAGAGAUGGAGGAUACUCUGGCAUCGAUUAAACCCCCAAGUGAUGAUUCGAUGGACGCGCGACUGUCCUUUUUGGAUGGUCGCGACCCUAGCAUCGUGGCAUACGGGCAAGCCAGGAUUCCGGCAGCUGAUACUAAAAAAAAUCUAGAGUCUCUUUUCGAGGAUGAAGAGCUUGAUUCGCGAGUGCUCUCAUCCUCUGCCCCAUCAUUGUCUCUCUUGGGCGACACAAUCAAAGUUUACCUGAGACUUAGACCAUUUCCUGCUAAAAUGCGACCGACCAAGCAACAGGAGGAAGCUUAUGAAAUAAUAAAUUCCACUACUUUGCUAACAAGACUGCCAAAACUGGAUUCGAAUACUAGUUCACUUAAAAGACCCAAGGAAAAUGAAACAGUAUUGAGAAAAUUCACAUUCACACAAACUUUUGGACCAGAAACAACACAGCUCCAACUUUUUGAUAUGGGCAUUAAACAACAGAUGAAUGAAUUUUUGGCUGGGAGAAACUCCACAGUGAUGAGCUAUGGUACAACAAAUGCGGGUAAAUCCUUUACACUUCAAGGAACAACAGUUUCCCCUGGUAUAAUACCCCGAGCCUUGGAGUUUGUAUUUAAUCAAAUUAAUCCCAGAAGUACGCCCUAUUAUAAACCAUUGUACAAUACCGACGUAGUGAGUCUUGAUGCGAACGAAAGAGCACAGGAAAUGGAGUUGAAAACAAAGCUUCUUUCAUUUGGUUCGAUUGAUAAAAAUCAAUACAUCCAGGCCUAUAGAGCAAUGCAACAGCAAUUGCAGGAUGAGUCUCCUUUGAAACCGAGCGAAACAAGCGAUGCCAACUACGCGAUUUGGGUUUCGUUUGCUGAAAUUUAUAACGAAUCAAUCUACGACUUAUUGUCAAAUGACUGUCAGAAAAAAAGACCGUCUUUGAAACUUGCAACUGAUAGUAGUGGAAAAGCUUUCAUUAAGGGGCUUAAGACAGUGUGUGUCAAUUCAGCUUCAGAGGCCUAUCAGCUACUAAUGGCUGGACAAUAUAAUUUGAAAGUUGCUGCUACUGCACUAAAUACUAGAAGUUCUAGGUCCCAUUGUGUAUUCACUAUUAAGGUGCUCAAGUAUCAUAAAGAAAAUUCUCCAGCAGAUGUGGAAGUCAGCUCUUUUUCUUUCUGCGACCUUGCGGGUUCAGAGCGAUUGAAGAAGACCCUGAAUGAGGGAGAGCGCUUAAAAGAAGCGCAAAAUAUAAACACAAGUCUACUUGUUCUUGGCAGAUGUUUGAAAUCCAUAUUUGAGGUUCAGACAUCAAAGUUAAAACAUGACAUAAUUGGGCCAUUCAGAGAGUCUAAGCUGACUCGGUUGUUUCAAAGUGCAUUAUCUGGUAAAGAGCACAUUGCUCUUAUAGUCAAUGUUAAUCCUGUACCAAAUUUGUACAUUGAGACUCAAAACGUUUUGAAUUUCUCCGCCAUCGCUAAGCAAAUAGUCAUCGAACCUGUUGUUCGAGCAAAACGAAGGGUCUCCACAUCUAGAUUCUCUCUAAUGGUGUCACAGAGUAUCAAAACGGUUACAGACUGGGAUGUUACAGAAUUGGAAAGCAUUGUUGUAGAUGACCAGUCUUCAGCAAUUUCUGAGAGAGCAGAAUACGUUCAUGCGGAGGACUAUGAAGAAAUAGUGAUUGAAAAUAAACAAUUGAAACAAGAAAUAGUGAAGCUAAAAAAUUCUGCUUUAGAUGCAGAUUUUGCAAUUCGCCAAGAGAUGUCCAACAUUUAUUCAGAAAUGAUAAAAGAUAUUGAGAAAAACUUCAAAAAUCAGUUGCAAGAUGUUGAAGAACGACAAGAAGAUAUGCUCGAAUGGUCUGUUCAACAAGUUGAAAGUUAUUAUAAGAAGAAAUUGGAAAAGUUAUCAAGUAGAAAAAGAACGCGAGUUGAGAGUGGGGACGAUACUGACGAAGAAAUAGAUGUAAAAGAAUUGGAAGGCGAAAAUGUUCAGCUUACAGCAAAGGUCGAAUCUCUGAAAAAAAUAAUUAAAGACCUUCGCGAAUCUAAAGAUAAACUGAUUGCUCAAAACAACGAAAAUGCUUUUGAACUUUCCCUUGCCAAAAAGGAUUUAGAAAACUGCAAACACUUACUACACGCUGCCCAAAAUGACAUAGGCUGCGAUGAUAAAGCUAAAGGCGUCAUCGAAGAACUGAAGAAACAGCUAUCGGCUCGUGAGGACCAAAUUAAGUCCCUGAAAGAGUAUUUGAACGAAGCAAAAGUUGAAUGGCUCAGAUCUACUGAUGUCGAAUCAAAACUGGAAGAAGCAUUAAAAAAUAAGGAUAAGCAGCUGUUGGAAUCUUUGGAAAAGAUUGAUGAUCUUACGGAGCAACUUGAACGCACCAACAUGUGUCUUGCUGAGAGAACUCAAGCUGUGGAAACACUCGAGGACAGGCUGGAGCAAUAUGCCAAAAAAAUAGCUGACUCCGAAGAGGAACUUCAGAAUGCUGAUGAUAAAUGGAACAAGUGCUCGGCCAACUGCUUGGUCCUCCUAAAAGACAAGGAAGAGUUACAAAAAACCUUGGAUGAAGAAAUUGCACGCAAUAAAGUGAAUGUUGUCAACAAUACUGGAAAAGAACAGGUUCUAGAACUGAAACGAUUGAAUGAACAUCUUUCUCGCGACCUACAGGAGCUAAAAGACCAAAUUAAAAUUAAGAACGAUUCAAUAGAUGAAUUAAACUCUAAGCUACUGGACAAUGAGAGUGAAAAUUUAUCAUUGAAAAACAGAUUAGCCCAAAGUAGUAAUCACACGAAGGUGUUGCGAGAGGAAUUGAAUUCAACCAAAGCAACGCUUAGCGAUAUCACUGAACAAAUAAAUAGCUUGAAGCUUGCCGAAGCUGCCAAAGCAGACACUGCAAAUAUGGACAGUCAAACUAGCUUUGUUAGUGACAGUGGAACAACCGAAAAAGACAUUGCAGUUCACAUUAAACAAGAAAAGUUCGAUGAUCAUUCAGAUAUACGAACUAGCGAUGAAAAUGACAAAGAGCAAAACUCUGAAUUGUCACCCAGCAAGGAAACUCCUCUGAUGAGUCAUACUGAACAAAAUAAUGACAUGGCCCGUGAGAAACUAGAACAGCUGAUGAUAGAAUACAAUGAACUGAAAACUCAAUGCUUGUAUGAAACUUUGAGAGUAGACGAGCUGAACAAAGAGCUGGAUGAAGCGCGACAGGAGUUGUCUUUGUUGAAAACUUCUGUUGAGGUCAACGAGCAGGAAUUGAAAGAGUGUAAAAAUUCAUUAAAAUCCGUCUCAGACAAGCUUCAGCUCUCAGACUCAGAAUUGGUUAAAGCUAAAAAUGAGCUAGAGGAGAGAUUACGGGAAAAAGAAGCCUUGGAGAUUCAACUCUCCGAGUGCAAAGAAUCCAUGCAAAAAUUGCAGAACCAUCUUUCAGAUACUCAGAGAGAGAGUAGAGAAAAAUCUGAGAGCUUGGCGGAAUACAACAACCGCCUCAAUAAACAAGAAAAAGAUAUUGCCACUGCCAAGGAGAGAGAUUUGAUCAAAGAGCAGCUUCUCGAUGCGCACUUCACAAGGAUUUCCAAAUUAGAAAAAGACUUGGAGCAAGUAGCCAUUCUUGAAAAAAAUAUAACUGAGAUUAAAGAUCAAUUGAAGAUAUGUGAAGAGGAAAAAGCUGAAUUGAAAAAGCAGCUAAGCGAAAAUUGCCAGAAAAUAUUGUCACUAGAGAAAGACUUACAGGCAUCCAUUAGCCGUGAACAAGAUAAAGAGAAUGAGACUAUAUCCCUGCAAAAAGAAAUGAAAAGUAUGAUUCAAACGAAUAUGAGUAUCAGUAAACGAGACGCGGAUAUGGAAAAUGAGGUGAAGAACGCAUUACGAAAAUUGACGACCACUGAAGCAGCACUGGAUAAGUCACAGGAAGAUUACAAAAGGCUAGAAGAAUCAUCGCAAGAGAAGAUGACUGAAAUUAUGAAAAAGGUUGAAGAAAAAGAAAGGGAAAUGGAAUCUUUUAAGAAGAACAGAGACGAUGCAAUGCAGAGAUACGAAGCUCUGGUAAAACAGCUUCAGGAAAAUGCGAAGAGAGAGAAACGAGAGGUACAGAAGUACCAGGAAUUGUUUUCAAGACAAUCAACACCGACUCCGUAUAAAGAUGAGAUUAGGAAACUAAAAGAUGAGCUUAGAAGUAAGACCAGUCUCCUCGAGCAAAUGCAGGCAAACUUAAAAACUAUGGAUAGUCAGAACGACGAAAAAGAAAAUAUUGUCAACUCUUCAGAAGAUGAGGCCACAGCUUUUGAAGUUCGUUUGACACGUAGAAGGGGAAGAAGGAACGCACCUACCAAUGUUGCCGAAGACAUUUCUGUCAUUGAUCUCUCUGGCUCAGAGUCUAAACGUGUAAUGAGGCGAACAGCGUUACAACCUCCGUCACCUAUGCCGUCUGUAGAAAAGAGAAAGACGAGGAAGAAGAAACUGUUCGCGCAAACUGAUGAGAACUGCGUGGAUAUUGAACCUACCGAGAGUACACCCAGACCUAUCCUAAGAUCUCCCCUAUCAGCGACACGGAGUUUAAGAAACAGAAGAAAGUAGUCUACGUGACCAUGGAUAUUUUAAGAAUAAUUUUCGUUGAGUGGCCCAUUCUUUCAACAUUUUUUAAACGAUGAGUUGUGCCUUUUCAUCCUCCCUUUUUUUCUAAUCUGUAAUUAUUUCUUACAUCGACCGGUAAUUAAAGAAUCAAUAUUAAUCCUACAAUCCAUUAGAAAUUUAUGGAACAUUACAAAAUAAGGAAACUCCUCCAACACUGAUAUUCCAUUUUUAACUGAAUUAGUAUGGAAUUAUUUAUGAGAAGGAUUCAGAAAGAAUUUUACUUUCAAAUUUUAUUCACCGAUUUUCUGAGUACCGAUCUAAUAGUCAAGAAAUAUUUACACUAUCUUUGAAUAUAUAAAGAGACUUAUCAAUAUAAUAUGUAGGUAUAAUUUUGUAUACAUCAAUGACAAAAAUUACGCCAUAUUAUGAAUAAUGGUUUUAACAGGAAUAUGUGUUUUUAAAAUUUCACUGUGAUUAUAUAUAUAUAUAUAUAUACGUAUACGCAUCCUUACUUCUUUCUAGACUUUUGAAAACAACUUAAACUGUUUUUUUACUAGGGAAUAGUUAGCCAGAAAAAAAAUGCGGAAGAAAACGAGUUUUUAAUAAUUUGAAGACAGAACUUUUAGUAUUGUAUCAUUACGUGCGUGUUUGAUAACGAUACUAGCAAUUGUCAUAAUUGAAUUGAAUUCUGUAACCAUACAUUUAAAAUCUGUAAAAAAAAAAUGGACGAAACUCAUAUUUCAUAGUUAAUUCACAAUUUGUAAAAUAUUUCAUUUCGGAAACGACCAUAUGUGUAUCGUAUGUUUUGUAAUAUAUUUUUCUUUCAUCCUUGAUAAAAUGGAGGAAAAGAAGAAAAACGAAGCUAUUAAAUAUCCGAAUUAUGAAAUUUUGUAGUCUUGUAAUUUACGUAAAUUAACGUCAACCGUUCGACUAACACACGAUGG